AUGUGGAGUUCAACAUCUUACACCAAUGCGAUGCCUCUCCCACUUUUGUGUUUCCCAUAUCUCGUAUUGAAAAAUAUUCUGCUGCAGAUGAGUCCACAUGACAUGGUCGCAUUAUCAUUUUGCUCAAAGAAAGCAUCAGGCUAUGUCAAAAGUGCAAUAAGACGACAAUACUCGUUGUCAAUAGAGUUUGAUAGCGAUAAUGAAUUCGAUAUAACCAUUUACCGCAACGCGUGUCCAGAAAGUAUUGGUAGACUGGAUCUUAAUCUUGAAAAACAAGAAGAAGUUGAAUACGUUACCAAAUGGUUAUCCAACAUAUUCGUUGAGAAAUGUUCAAUCUCUACAAAGAAUCCUGUCAAAAGUUUCAGUGUGACUCGAUUUUUGGAGAGUGUUCAAGUCUCAAAAGCAUUAUCUGUAGACUUGGAGACUCUAGACGAGUUGGUUUAUGAGAGGGUGUUUGAUUUGGAUGAAAUCAUCAUACCAGGAACAUUGAGGAAUUUACUGGAUAUGAAUUGUGCCAACAUACAUCUGUAUGGGGUAAUCUCAAAUGAAGAUAUGAAUCAGUUCUUGAGAGGAUGGUAUGAUGGUUGCUUUGACAAAUUACGUAGAAUAGAGUUUUACGUCAAUCUACGAUGGCAAAAACUUUUGGAUGGUAUGUCAGUGUACGAAGAUUGCGAGUGUAAGAUUCCCAUAAAGCCACUAUACCGAAUGAAGACCAUCUACAUUGAAAACCGCAAUGGGGUCAAAGCAAGUAUUGAAAGAAUAAAACAAGUGGAGGACAUGUACAUGUGUAUGACAAUCAGAUGA
Caenorhabditis remanei is the source of this 804-nucleotide messenger RNA. RefSeq lists its product as uncharacterized. The record is from RefSeq and is a predicted model, not a curated record. Lineage: Eukaryota; Metazoa; Nematoda; Chromadorea; Rhabditida; Rhabditidae. The transcript is spliced from 4 exons. The coding region runs from base 1 to 804 and encodes 267 amino acids. Gene Ontology annotation, molecular function: protein binding.